Molecule: messenger RNA, 1413 nt
Organism: Cyclopterus lumpus (lumpfish)
Lineage: Eukaryota; Metazoa; Chordata; Actinopteri; Perciformes; Cyclopteridae
Product: zona pellucida sperm-binding protein 3-like
Exons: 8
Coding region: 22-1236 (404 amino acids)
Biological process (GO): binding of sperm to zona pellucida; egg coat formation; positive regulation of acrosome reaction
Cellular component (GO): extracellular matrix
Molecular function (GO): acrosin binding
Source: RefSeq, a predicted model, not a curated record
CUGCUCGUGUUGACGGGGCACAUGAGGAAACUUAACCAGGAGAGAAGUGUUCAACGCACCGCCACCACAAUGCCUCUCACGUCCCUGGACUUUACACUUCCUCUCUAUAUUCUCUCCAGAUUGGUGACGAUUCAGUGCUACACUUACCAGACCAAACCUAUUUUUCUGUCUUUCUCUGACUUGGCCGCCCUCGAAGCGGACUCUUCGCACGAGACAAACAAAGCUCGCUUCGGGGACCCUGUCGUCGACCACAAGGUCAAGACGUUUGCGGUGAAAUGUCACGAGGACGCCGUCGAGGUCGUGAUGAAAGCGUAUCUGUUUGACCAGGGCCGCCUGCCCGUGGAGCCCACGCACUUGAGGCUCGGCCCUUUCAGCGCUGUGCAAGAUCACUGCACGGCCAAGAUGUCUGCAAUAGGGGAGUACGUCAUCAGAGCGCCUUUGGCUGAGUGCGGGAGUGAAGUGACGUUCACCCAGAGUACUGUGCUCUACAACAACCUCCUGCUGUACUCUCCUCCUCCAUCACCUGGAGGCUCGUUGCAAACUGAAGGAGCUGCUAUUCCAGUCCAGUGUGAAUAUGGAAGGAGGUACGAAGUGAGAAGCCGGGCCCUGAAACCAACCUGGAGUCCUCAGAUCUCCAUCCAGUCUAAACAGCUCGACCUGGACUUCCACCUCAGGCUCAUGACAAAUGACUGGAGCAGCGAGAGAAAGUCAUCAGUUUACUUCCUGGGUGAAGUGGUCAACAUCGAAGCCUCUGUAGAUCAUCAUCACCUUCCUCUGCGUCUGUAUGCAGACAGCUGUGUGGCUACUCUGACCGCCGAUGGGAAUUCUUUCCCCAGAUACCCCUUCAUAGACCACCACGGAUGUUUUACAGACUCUCAGCUGAACGGCUCGAGGUCCCGUUUCCUGCCCAGAGUCCAGGACCAACUCCUCCAUAUUCAACUUGAACCUUUCCUCUUCCACCAGGACCACAGGCACACUAUGUAUUUAACAUGUUACCUGGAAGCAGAGCCCAGUUCAAACAAGCAGCGUGUGAAAAAGGCCUGUUCGUUGAGGAGGGGGAGGUGGAGGUCAGUGGAUGGGAUUGACCGUGUGUGCAAGAGCUGCAGAAGAGUUAAAAAGAAUCACUCCAGUGGUGCCAAGUCCAACCACAAGAGGGCGCUGAGGAGCAAAACAAAGCACAGACAAACUGAGCUGCACCAAACCAAGUUGGGUCCAAUGAUAUUUCUGCCUUUUUAAAAAAAAAAUGAACUACAGUUGGAAAACACAAACAUCUGUGUUGAAAUAAUGGAGUUUAAUAAAUGUGUUUAAGUACCUGUGAAAUAUGAGGAAAAAGCAAUUGUUUUAAUCUGCAGUCGGGUGUCCUGGCAUAACUUAACCAUUUACAAUAUCGUCUGUAAUAAAGUGUUGCUGGAA